UUUUUUUGUCCUUAAUAAUCACAAUUGCUUUUUAAUAGUUUUCUCUUAUCUUACUGAUAAAGAUAAGACUCAAACUCCACAAACAGUGAAUGUCCCUUCACAGGAUUUAAAAAAAAAAUACAAUUUCUACAAAAAUAGUUUUGGAUAUGUCUUUCAUUAUCCAACUUAAUUUGAGGUAAAACUUUAGUAAAUACAACAAUAAUUAUUUAAACGGAUCAUAAAAAAGUUGUUGUUUAUUAUGAAUACAUCAGACUAUGAAAUAGCUUGAUAUAAAAAAAAUAUUGCCUCGAGUGAUCAAUGGAGAGAAGAGCUCCAAAUUCAUAAAUGAUAAUUAAGAAUUCAUUUCAUGUUCAUGUGAUAAGAAGCUGAGGAAAAGUGCCAUAUUUGACUCAAUUUACUUAAUUAAUUCUCGAAUUAAACAAAGUCUUGUAAAACAACCUGAAUUUUUCAUUCAAAUGCGUGUUUAACGCUCAAGAAAUCACUUCAACGAUUUUUUGGUAUUUUUUGAAAAUGAUCAAUUGUCUGACAAAAAAGCAAAAAUAAUAUUUUCGAUCCAAAUCGGCAAUUUUUUGGUAAAUCUUUAUAUAAAAUAUUGUAGCAACGUUUUCUUUGUACACCAUAAAAUUUUACAACAGAUAUUGGUGUUUAAGAUAAGCAACCCUCACAAUAAGAUGUUUUGACUGAUGUUUUGACUGAUGUUUUGCCUGAGUGAUUAGCUUGAAGGAUCCUUACGGUUUGGGGUAAUCACAAUAAAAAUUUAAUGGUGUACAAAGAAAUCGUUCUACAAUUUUUACGUUUUUCGAUGAAAUACUUUCCGAAUUAUAACGUUGAAAUUUUCUUUUCACUAAAAAUAUGCCGAAAACGACAAAAUAAUACCGUUUUUGACACGUUUCGGUGAUUUUUGGAUACCUUUUGACAAUUUUUUUUAAUAUUUGCGUUUUUGGGUGUUAUACUACUACAAUGUACAAAUGAUAAAGUAAAAUCAUAUCAUAUCAUUUAUUGAUUUUUGAGACAAGUUUAGCAAAAUCUUGGAAAAACUAUUUUUAUCUCAAUAAUAUUGUGAUUAAAAACGUUCAAAAAAUGCGAAAACUGUUCCAUUUAUGAACAUAUUUUACAUUGUUUGGUAAAUUUUGGACGAAAAAUGAGGUACAAUCUAGCAAAAUAUUGUACUGUUUAAUCCAGUUUCGUAAGUUUUCAGAUGAUUUAUUCUAACUUUUCGGCUUGUUUUCGAUGAAAUUAUUCAAAAUUCUCGUGCUUCUGGUUAAACAACACGUUAAAACGGUUGUGUAAAGGAAAAUAUAUUGAAUUUUUUUACUAAUUUUGAUACAAUUCGCCGAAUUUUGGUUUAUUUUUGUCAAAAAUUUUUUUUGCGCUUUUGAUCCGAAUAUAAUACAACGAAUUUUUUUUCGACUUUUGUGAUUUUUCAAACUUAACCGAAAACAUAGUUUUUCGCUCAACGAUGUGGUUUAAGGCCCGAAAAAGACAUAAAUAAUACAGUUUUGAACACGUUUCGGUAAUUUUUUGGUAUUUUUGACAAAAUUUUUCUGAAUAAUUGCAUUUUUGGGCGAAAAACGUGUUAUACUAUAACACACAAAUAGUAAAAUCACACCAUUUUCGAUUUAAUUUAUUAAUUUUUUAUCAAAAUUAAGGUUUUAAUCUCAAUAACAUUGAGGUUAAACGACCAAAAAAUGCAAAAAUUGCUCCAUUUUUGAAUGAAAGCGUUCCUAACUAAAAACAGGCAGUUUGUUGAUUAUUCAGAUAAUUUUUGUAAAAAAAACAAAACUAUAAACGUUAUUUUGACCUUUCGGCUUGUUUUGAACGAAAUUAUUCAAAAUACUUAACACUUCUGGUUAAACAACACGUUAAAACGGUUGUGUAAAGGAAAAAAUAUUGAAGUUUUUUACUAAAUUUAGUGACUUUUCCGUCCAUUUACCGAAAACUUACAUAAAAAAUUAUAAAGCAAAAGUGACACUAUUUUUUAUACAAUUCACCGAAUUUUGGUUUAUUUUUUCAAAAUUUUCCAAAAUAUUUGCGUUUUCGAUCCGAAUAUAGUACAACCAAUUUUUUUUCGACUUUUAUGAUUUUUAAAACUUAACCGAAAACUGAGUUUUUCGCUCAACAAUGUGGUUUAGGCCCCGAAAAAGACAUAAAUAAUACAGCUUUGGACAUAUUUCGGUGAUUUUUUGGUAUUUUUGACGGAAUUUUUCUGAAUAAUUGCAUUUUUUGGCGAAAAACGUGUUAUACUAUAACGCACAAAUAGUAAAAUCACACCGUUUUCAAUUUAAUUUAUUAAUUUUAAUCCAAAUUUAGGUUUUAAUAUCAAUAAUAUCGUAGCUAAUGCUCAAAAAAUGCAAAGAUUGCUCAAUUUUUGAAAUAGAUUUUUCCGAAAAUUGCACUAAACAGCGUUUCUAACUGAAAAUGAAGUAAAAACAGACAGUUUAGUGACUUUUCAGAUAAUUUUUGUAAAAAAAAAACAAAUCUAUAAACGUUAUUUUGACCUUUCGGUUUGUUUUGAACGAAAUUGUUCAAAAUAAUUGCCAUUCUGGUUAAACAACAUGGUAAAACGGUCGUUUUUACUAAAUUUAGUAAAUUGUCCUUCCAUUUUAACAAAUGUUCGCAUAAAAUAAAUAAAUAAAUAAAUAUACACUAUCGGACAAAAGUAAGGCAACAUUUUGAAAAAUAUAGAAAUUAAUGUCUAUCUAAUGUAAAUAAAUUAUGAUCGGGCAAACUAUGGUAUUAUUAAAAGAAUCAAAGGAAGCUACUGUCAUUAAUGUCAAGUAAUUAUUUAUUAAGGUUGAAAAAAACCGCUUUGUUGACUUGUAGUGUAAAAAAGGAUUAUUUUAAGACGACAAAAGCCAAUAUUAACAGUUCGUCUUGUGCAACAAGAGCCAUGCCAACGGGUACACCAAUUGGUAAAGAGUUGAAAGAAAGAGUGAUAGAUGCUUUCUUAAACAAUAAAAAACAAGCGGAUAUUGCAAGAAGAUUUCAACUGCCUAGAUACAGCGUGUCUAAAAUAAUUAUUCGCUACAACGAAAGAGGACAUUUAAACAAUAAUCCAAAAUCGGGAAGACCACGAAAAACCACUAUAAACAUGGACAGACGCAUUAAAAGAAUUUCGGAAAACGAUCCAUGGAAAUCUGCAUCUAAAAUUAUAGCGGAAAUACCGGAAGUAGGAGUUAGUACACGAACAAUUCAAAGAAGACUGGUUGCAGCAAAGCUUUUUAGUAGACGUCCUGCUAAAAAACCUUUGAUUUCCGAAAGAAAUAGACGCGCCAGACUUCAAUUUGCAAGAGAACAUUUGAAUUGGACAGUGCAAGAUUGGAGGAAAGUUCUGUUUAAUGACGAAACUCGAUACAAAUUAUUUAAUUCGGAUGGAAUGAAACGUGUGAGACGGCCAAUUAAUACACGAUUCAACCCCAAGUAUGUUACACCCACUGUUAAACAUGGUCAUGGUAGCGUUUUUCUGUGGGGGUGUUUUUCGUGGAAUGGUGUGGGUCCGUUGAGUUUUAUUGAGGGUAAUAUGGAUCGGUUCAUCUAUAGGGACAUACUCCAAGAUGUAAUGCUGCCGUAUGCAGAAUGGGAAAUGCCUCUUCGUUUUAUCUUUCAGCAAGAUAACGACCCCAAACACACUUCUGCAUUGGUCAGUGAGUGGUUCCAAAAUAACAAUAUUCAUGUUUUGCAAUGGCCUGCCCAAUCACCAGACCUCAACCCAAUUGAGAACUUAUGGGAAGAGGUAGAGCGACGAAUCCGGAUACAAAGAUUUCCCAACAAGCAAUCUUUGAUAGAUAAAAUCAAGGAAGUGUGGUCAAAUCUGGAUGAAAAUGUUAUUCAAAAAUUAAUUUCUUCAAUGCCCAGACGGUGCCAAAAAAUUAUACUUAAUAACGGCUAUGCCAUAAAUUAUUGAAUUUUUCGUUCUAUUUAUUUAAACUUAGGUGUUGGGUAGUGUUAUGUAAAUGUUGAAUCAAAUAAAAUUUGAGUUGAAAAUAUUUUCUGACAAUGUUGCCUUACUUUUGUCGCAUUAAUAUCGGGCAUUUUUAUAUUUCAAGCUAGUAGUAUGUCAUAAUAAUUACCUAUAGGCUAUCCAUUUUCAACACGAAUAAGAAUAUCUUUAAACAUUUAUUAUAAAAUUAAAUUGAAGGUAAAUACCAACUCUUAAAAUUUAAAAUACCAAUAUUUGUAUAUUUUUCAACAUGUUGCCUUACUUUUGUCCGAUAGUGUAUAUAUUUUUAAUUAAAUUUACGUUUCUGAUUUCUGUCUGAACAAUAUUCUAAUAAAAUGAAGAAAUAAUUAAAUUGUUUACCUAAUCUAGCAAAAUCUAACAAAAUUUCGACAAAAAAAUGAGUUUAUUUAUUUGGCUCUAAUAACGACGACGAUUCCAAAAACUUUAAAUUAUUUUCAGCUUUUAUGUUUUUCCAUGGCCAAGCAUUAAAUAUCAAGAGUUUUCGAAAAUACAGCCACCUAUGACUUGCAUUAAAAAUAUAGUAUUUGUAUUAUUACACCUAAACAAAUCCUUUUCUCUAAUAUUAUAUUUUUACAUAAAAAAGUGUUUUUGUUUCAAAAAUGUAUCUUUUACAACAAGUAUUAUACUUCUCUGAAAUGUCAACUUUUGUUUAUAAGUCGUAAACAAAAUACUACAGCAGAUUGCGGUUUUAUGUAAAAUUAUUUUCUCAAAAAACGAGUUCCAGAAUAAAACCUCUCUUAGUUUCGGAGAUUCAAUUUUGCUGUCGAACGUCAAAUAUUCGAUCUUUUAUACCGAAUAAAAUAAUCAACGUUAUUUAAUCAAGACAAAAAGGCAUUCACUUUGACCUCAAAUAUUUUAACUCAGAUAUUCUACCUAAAAAUUCCGACAAGCACUUAAAAUAAUUUAACUAAAACCAGCGCUUCUAAAAAAAUUUUUAAAUUUAAUUAUACUCAAUAAAUCAUCAAAUAUAUUGCUAACGCAUAUUUGUUUUUCCAAAUAUUUCUGCAGAAA
Molecule: messenger RNA, 4972 nt
Organism: Tribolium castaneum (red flour beetle)
Lineage: Eukaryota; Metazoa; Arthropoda; Insecta; Coleoptera; Tenebrionidae
Exons: 2
Coding region: 2771-3904 (377 amino acids)
Biological process (GO): regulation of DNA-templated transcription; DNA integration; DNA transposition
Molecular function (GO): DNA binding
Source: RefSeq, a predicted model, not a curated record